CGUAGUGGACAAGAUUUAUCAGCCAUAGCCGACGAUUGAUUGAUUCACUCGCCAAGGAGGGAGUUUCAUCACAAUGGCCCGGCUCCGAUCGGCCUCCGCCGUUGCUUUUCUUGCCUUUCUUAUUUUUCGACCGUUGAUGUGCCUAGGGAUUCACUCUUUUUGGGUCGACGGUGGUGCGCCGAUGGGGUCCGAUGGGAUUGAGAGUUUGCUCCAGUUCGCUGAAGCACCUCAGUAUUGUAACGGCGUCGAGUGUUCGGCUAGUUACGGCGGUGACUCAGUCGUUCACGUCGCGAUGACGCUCGACUCAGAGUAUCUCCGGGGGUCAAUGGCAGCAGUGCACUCCGUGCUCCAGCACGCCUCCUGCCCGGAAAACAUCUUCUUCCAUUUCGUCGCGGAGGAGUUCGAUCCGGUUAGUCCUCGGGUCUUGACCCGACUGGUCCAGUCCAUUUUCCCUUCUCUUAACUUCAAGGUUUACAUUUUUCGGGAAGACACUGUGAUUAAUCUCAUCUCUUCCUCGAUCCGACAAGCCCUGGAGAACUCGCUGAAUUACGCCCGGAACUACCUGGGCGAUAUACUUGAUCCGAGCGUGACCCAGGUCAUCUACUCAGACUCCGAUGUUGUCCUCGUAGACGACGUACAGAAGCUUUGGAAUGUUAGGGUUGGGUCACGACUAUGGGGAUAUUAG
Molecule: messenger RNA, 685 nt
Organism: Diospyros lotus (date-plum)
Lineage: Eukaryota; Viridiplantae; Streptophyta; Magnoliopsida; Ericales; Ebenaceae
Product: probable galacturonosyltransferase-like 9
Exons: 1
Coding region: 74-685 (203 amino acids)
Cellular component (GO): Golgi apparatus
Molecular function (GO): glycosyltransferase activity
Source: RefSeq, a predicted model, not a curated record